UGACGAAUCUUGAAAAGAGGACCGUUUGCAAGGUGCCUCUUUCUUUCCUUUUUGCAGCCAUUCGGGCCUUGGCAAUGUGACUGUCCUGGUGUUUGAGCCCGAAAUUAUCCCGUUCCCACCGCCAAACGCCUGAUCCUUUCUUGGCCGCCAAACGCCUGAUCCGCUUGGGCACCACACCUCUAACGUUGAUCAGGGCUGAGCAAGACACCAAGCAGAGUUUCCAACCGGCCAACAAAAUGAGGGGAUCUCGAACACCGCAACACAACUGAACCGACGAGCACAUCCCCCUUACCUUCACCAUGCCCGACCUUGAAGACGAGCAGAUUGUGCAGGCCAUUGCCAGCGCGCCGUCAGGCACAGUUCGGUCUGUCCUGCGCGCGCUCUGUGCCGACGAGGAGACGAAGCUCUGUAUCGGAAGGUUCCUGUCUCAACUUCCCCUCACCUACGAAGAGUGGGACCAGAGCAGACAAGCCUCCAGCUCCAGCGCCUCGAGGAAGCGAAAGACCGCGCCGCAGAUUGAAAUAUGCGUUCAAUGCGAGUCCCCAUUCGAGAAGGGCGACGAAUCUUUGACUUGCCGGCAUCAUCCAUGUGAGUUUCACGUGUUUCCUACCUAUGAUAUGGAAGUCGACUUCGAUUCCGACUUUUGGGCCGAUUGGGACGUCGAAAUCGAUGAUACGCCUUGUUGUCGCGAGACAAAUCCUGACGGCUUCACAUUUCCUCGUUGUGGCGAGACAGGGUCAAGUGUUGACGAGGGAUGCACCAUGGGCAAACACCGAGCUGCAGAUGGAAAGCGGGGCAAGUAGAGGCCCUCGGAGGACCCGAACGGAAUGCUCGCGGCACUGGAGGAGUUACGGGCCAGGGAAAGGACUGGGAAUCGGUUCCCUUGAGCGGCAACUUUUGAUUCCUUGCUUUCUUAGCCAAGUCAAGUCUUGUCAAGAAGCAGUCAGAACAUUGAUGAAAUAUUACCGUUUCGGAGAUGGGGUGUUGAGG
This is a messenger RNA of Neurospora tetraspora, 990 nucleotides long. RefSeq lists its product as uncharacterized. The transcript has 3 exons. The record is from RefSeq and is a predicted model, not a curated record. Lineage: Eukaryota; Fungi; Ascomycota; Sordariomycetes; Sordariales; Sordariaceae. Bases 300 to 803 code for a protein of 167 amino acids.